AUGUCGCAGAGUUGUGUUAUGUCUUUGGUCUCUGCAAAUCUUAGGAGAAGCUCUUUCUUCUUGUGCUCUUCUAAGUCUAAGCCAUGGUUAAUCACGACGGCGAAUUCGGUUUCGUGUGCUUUUAAACCGGUUAGAGGAUUCAUGUCCUUGAGCUCCAAUCUUACACGGUUCGAUUUCGUUAACCAAACCGGUCCGCCAGAAAUUCAAUUUCCCGGUGGUUCUCCUUCAGAAGAAGAGUUACCUUCACGGCCGAGUAGAGGACCAGAGUUGACUCCAUUAGAAGUCCCGGAGCUUCCUAAUAUACCGGAGAUUGAACCAUCGGAUACUCCACCGGAAGUUACGACGGUUCCCAGUGAUCCACCACCGCUUGGACCGCCGCAAAAUCCCGGUCCUGAGUUUCCUGUCCCACCAUCUCCGCCUCCGCCGAUGCCAGAUACUCCAAAAAUUCCGACGCCGGAAACACCACCUGAUAUUGUGCCUCCGACCUGGGAUCCUCCUCGCUCACCGGAGAUUCCACCUCCGGGAAUCGACCCACCGUCGCCAGGAAUCGACCCACCACCACCACCUAUGGGUCCCACCAUCAUGUAG
Arabis nemorensis is the source of this 588-nucleotide messenger RNA. The record is from the annotation of a GenBank genome assembly. NCBI's taxonomy places the organism in Eukaryota, Viridiplantae, Streptophyta, Magnoliopsida, Brassicales, Brassicaceae.